Molecule: messenger RNA, 561 nt
Organism: Ascoidea rubescens DSM 1968
Lineage: Eukaryota; Fungi; Ascomycota; Saccharomycetes; Ascoideales; Ascoideaceae
Exons: 1
Coding region: 1-561 (186 amino acids)
Biological process (GO): attachment of spindle microtubules to kinetochore
Cellular component (GO): DASH complex
Source: RefSeq, a predicted model, not a curated record
AUGUACAGGAAGAGCUCUUUUGCCAGCCAGUUCUCCUCUGAGCUGUCUGGCAACAACAACGCCAGCAGAAACGAGCUCACCUCCAUCAACAAGCUCAUCAACAGCUCCAAGAGCAGCUCUUACAGAAAGAAGAAAAAGUCCAUUAUCUACUUGCGAUACCAGCUAGCUGAGUUGGAGAAGAACUUCCAGAAGUUUGACAAGCUAAUAGAGAUCCACUCAAAGCAAUUGAACUCCAUCAAGAAGUUGGCCAUCUUGAACACUAGUUUGUUUAUGAGUGUUGAUAAGAUUGUGGAAAUGGAUUUCAAAAAGGAGAUGGGUGUGCAAGUGAAUGACGAGGCCAAACAAGACGAGCUUCAUGGUUCCAAUGAACGCCCUCUCAAUAACAAUGAAAACGACAAAGAUAACAAUAAUGUUGGCAGUAAUGGCGACAACAAUGGCUACAACAAUGACCGUAAUAAUGGCAAUUUCAACGUCGACUCAAAUGAUCUACAUGAGAGAAAUGAUGAGGACAGUGAGGAAAACAAACCCAUCGAGAUAGAUGAAACAUUUGAACUAGACUGA